Messenger RNA from Triticum dicoccoides, 1037 nucleotides. RefSeq lists its product as uncharacterized. Bases 70 to 630 code for a protein of 186 amino acids. The transcript has 5 exons. The record is from RefSeq and is a predicted model, not a curated record. Lineage: Eukaryota; Viridiplantae; Streptophyta; Magnoliopsida; Poales; Poaceae.
GUUGUGCUCCAGGACCUGCUGCUCCUCACCUCUCUCUACCUCUCCUUUUUCACAGGAACACCACCAUGGAUGCCUCGACUGGACAGAGCACACCACGCCUCGUCCUUGCUCCCGCACCGCGGCGCCUUCUCCUCUGGCAACCGGCCGCGCCGGCUGAAACAUGGCACAAUCCGCCGGGCACAAUCCGCCGCCGCACCCAACGACCACCAUCGUCUGUUCAAGUUCCCGUACCAUGGCGAGGCAUGGGCUGCUCAGUCGUGCAACUCACUCACAGCCGGGCGAUGGCUUACUCCAACGAUUUCUUGUGGGAGGCCGCCGGCGUUCGAGCUCCAACAACCAGCAUGUUCCAACCGAGGCCUUGCCUUCAGCUUUGUGGGUGUUGUAGUUUUGCCUAAUCUAUUGACUCUCACCGAUCAUCAGAUGUCAUUUAAUGCUUUGUCCGAGCUUCGCCCGGGCAACUCGCUUCGCCGCGUUCGCGUGCAUGUGUCAUGCCUGUGGCACCACCACGAUGGAACUGAAAAUUGUCCGAUUAAGCAUAUGGACUUGGUUAUACUCGACUCUCAGAACCAUCGAAUUCAAGUCAUCUUUGAGUACACGACAGCUUCUGAAGUUCGUGCCAUCAUGCUUUAGUUUCCCACAUGGGCUGAGAUGAUCCAAAUAAAAAGACGGUCUCGGGCACAAGAGCAUGAUGUGCUUGCGCCAUUUGCUUUCACACCAAGGCCACGCGGUUGAUCAUCCAAGUGCACCUAUGAAGUUGAUAGACAAGGCAGUUGGACGGAGCUACUAAUUAGUAUGUCUAAUAGCUAUGGCUUUGUAGUUUGACCGCCUUUACCGUCAUUAUGUCUGGCUUUUGCUUUCUUAUUAUGUUCCUGCUAUUAGUACUUCCUCUCUCGUUUCGUGCUCUUAGUAAUGAACUUAAUGUCGUAGUUAUUAGCUUUUGUGGUCUAAUGAACUCACUGAGUGUUCAUAAUCUCAUGAGGAUGUUGAACUCGAUAAUAUCUUGCUUUGUUGUCCUGUUGAAUACGUGUGUUAAACUA